GAUUUCCUUUUAUCCCUCCCUUUGUUUUUUGUUAUUUUUUUUUUUUAUUCUAUUACUCUUAAGUUUUUGUUUUGUAAUGUAUCCAUGUGUUUGUCCAACCAAAUUUAUUUGUUUCAAUUUGAUUCCGUAAAACUCAGGUCCAUUUGUUACAAUUCCAUAUUUUUAGAUUCCUGCCCAUGUCACAUGACAUGACGUCACCACCCCUCCAUGUGUGUCGAGUGGACGUUUACCGGCGCCUUCUUCGAAAGUUCUGCAAGUUCCAUCUUUCUUUAUCUGUGGCGUCUAUAACACUCAAGAAUGGCUGAUAACGACAUUACUAAAAGGAUCUUUGUCAAAGGCUUCAACAGAGAGACAACCGAAAGCGACCUGCGAGCAUUUUUCGAAGAAUACGGCGUGGUCAAAGAGAGUAAAAUCGUGCGAGAUAAACACGGGAUUAGCAAAGGCUAUGCUUUCAUUACCUUUGAAAGCCAAGAAGAUGCAGAUUCUGUCCGCGAACACGAAGCCCUAGAUUUCAAAGACAAGAAGUUGAGCAUUGGAAAGGCGAUACGGAGGAAGAGUGGCAGAUCUUACACUUCUAGGCAUUAUCAUCGGCAAGACAUGAUGCACGAAGGAGCGAUGGGAGCGAAUCAUCAACUGUUCUACACGAGUGGUGUGGAUGGAAACGCGGUGUAUUACCCAGUUCAGCAGCCACAAUAUUUGCUGGUAACGACCCCACCAUAUUCUCCUCAGAUGGCAUACCAAACACAGGGAAUGUAUUCUCCACAAUCCCAUUCAACAAACCCACUUUUUUCUCCAUCGACAAUGAUGAGCGGUUCAUACUUACAGGCCAACACCGUCGCCUCCCUACCAAUGCAGUGGAAUGAUUAUGCAAGCUUGAAUCGAGUUCGUCCUAUAGCUACACAUCAAGAAACACCAUCAGAAAUAGCUGUGUCUUCUGGCCAGCCAACACAAAUUGUAGGAGUUGCUAUUUCUGAUGGAAAUUACGUGGCAGAAAGUGCAACGAAAGGCGAAGCUGUGGCUCAGUUUGUUGCCAUUGACCCAACAAAGAUGAAAGGAGAUAAACCAAUCCCAGUCCGCUUUCUCAAACAUGAAUAGAUAAGGAACGAACCUACUUGAUCAACAAUAAGUAAAAUAAUACUCAAGAGAAAGCCAGUGAAUGUCCAAACUAUAGAUCUAGUGUAGCCGCUACCAGUAAUUCUGAGCAAUUCCUCUGUCUGUGAAAAGAAAUAAAACACUUUUGUGUUAGAACUGGUAGUAACAAUAGCAAAAAUUAUCCAGAUAUUUCUAGUGUCCAAGAGUAGAUGCAGAAAUAUGAAAAAAUUGUGAACAUUUAUCAGGGCUUUUAUCCUAAUUGCUAAUAAACUAAAACGAUGAAUAUCUACUGUCCAAGAAGAGGACAAAAGAGGAGUUAUGGGUGGUUGUGGUGGAAAGGGGUUCUGUGUCUCUGCCUCCCCCACAUCCACUACCCUGCCUCCCCUGCAACCGCUACUGUUGCCAAACUUUUCACAGACUAAGAGAAAUUGUCUCCACAUGUAAUGAAAUCACUAUUUAAUAAUUUUUACUGUUAUCAAUGUAAUAGAAUCUGCUGUACAUACUGCAUAUUUCAUGAAGUGUCUAAUAUCAUAUAUUUAUUGCCAUAUCAAUGUAGCUAAUUGCUUUUACUAGUAGUAUAAUUUAUUUUUGUGUUGUAAUA
This is a messenger RNA of Exaiptasia diaphana, 1693 nucleotides long. Its product is annotated as protein boule-like. Gene Ontology annotation, molecular function: RNA binding. The transcript has 3 exons. NCBI's taxonomy places the organism in Eukaryota, Metazoa, Cnidaria, Anthozoa, Actiniaria, Aiptasiidae. Bases 298 to 1095 code for a protein of 265 amino acids. The record is from RefSeq and is a predicted model, not a curated record.